Molecule: messenger RNA, 1861 nt
Organism: Oncorhynchus nerka (sockeye salmon)
Lineage: Eukaryota; Metazoa; Chordata; Actinopteri; Salmoniformes; Salmonidae
Exons: 4
Coding region: 609-1331 (240 amino acids)
Source: RefSeq, a predicted model, not a curated record
UUGAAUGUAUUACUUUGUUUGGGGACACAGCAAUUACACUAUUUUACUUUAGUAAUAAUUACCACAGCAGCUAUGUAUAUUUUUAUGCUAGAGUUUCGGAAUAGAUACCAGAAAAUACCAAGACGAGGAGGACACUAGACUUGGCCAGCUUGAAUGACAAGGUUUAUAUUUCCAGCAAUAUACACCAAACCGAAACCUGCCACGAGUUGGUGGUAGUGGUAUCACCCCAGCACACAUCAGCCGUGAUGAGCUGAGCCAAGCCUGAAGAGAAAGCAGGACAUUUAAAGGGAGACACACAGAAGGGAAACAGCAAGAUGACAGAGACAGAAGAGCGAGAGAAAGAGAGAGAUGAGGUGGAGAUUGUGUUCACUGACGGGUGUGGGCAUUCUAUGUUGUAUGUCUAGUUUGUCUAUUUUUUGUUAUUUUGUUUGUUUGCGCCGCACCAAAGCAGAGCUGGAGGCAGCGAAAGCAGAGAGGCGCCGGUAUGAGGAGGCAGCACGGCAGCGCGGCUGGAAGCCUGAGAGGCAGCCCCAAAAAUGUCUUGGAGUGUGGCAGAAUCAGGAGUCAGUCCUGAGCCAACUCCCCCUGCUUAGCGUAAGGAGCCAAGGAUGGAACCACAGCCGGUCAGAGCAGUAUUGGAGGUGCUCCCGCCUGUCCAGCGCCGCCAGAGCCUUCCUCCUGCCCAGCGCCGCCAGAGUCUCCCAUCUGUCCUGAGCCGCCAGAGUCUCCCGUCUGUCCUGAGCCGCCAGAGUCUCCCGUCUGUCCUGAGCCGCCAGAGUCUCCCGUCUGUCCUGAGCCGCCAGAGCCGCCCGUCUGUCCUGAGCCGCCAGAGCCGCCCGUCUGUCCUGAGCCGCCAGUGUCUCCCGUCUGUCCUGAGCCGCCAGAGUCUCCCGUCUGUCCUCAGCCGCCAGAGCCGCCAGUCUGUCCUGAGCCGCCAGAGCCGCCAGUCUGUCCUGAGCCGCCAGAGCAGCCAGUCUGUCCUGAGCCGCCAGAUCCGCCAGUCUAUCCUGAGCCGCCAGAGCCGCCAGUCUGUCCUGAGCCGCCAGAGCCACCAGUCUUUCCUGAGCCGUCAGAGCCGCCAGGUGCUGCCAGAGCCGUCAGUCAGCCAGGACCUGCCAGAGCCGUCAGUCAGCCAGGAGUUGCCAGAGCCGUCAGCCAGCCAGGAGCUGCCAGAGGCGUCAGCCAGCCAGCCUGCCCCUCAGUCCGGAGCUGCCCCUCAGUCCGGAGCUGCCCCUCAGUCCGGAGCUGACCCUCAGUUUGGAGCUGCCCCUCAGUCCGGAGCUGCCCCUCAGUCCAGAGGCGCUCCUCAGUCCAGUGGGGCCUUUAAUUAGGGUCUUAGGCCCAAGGUCGGAGGCGAGGGUCAUCUCUCUAAAGAGGCCCUUGAAGAGGGCAAUGACUAUGGUGGAGUGGGGUCCACGUCCCGCGCCAGAGCCACCACCGCGGCCACAUGCCCACCCAGACCCUCCCCUAUAGGUUUAGGUUUUGCGGCCGGAGUCGGCACCUUAGGGGGGGGGGGGGGUACUGUCACACUCUGACCAUGAUUGGCGUUGUUUGUUUCUAUGUUUUGUUUGGUCAGGGUGUGAUAUGAGUGGGCAUUCUAUGUUGUAUGUCUAGUUUGUCUAUUUCUAUGUGUUUUGGCCUGAUAUGGUUCUCAAUCAGUGGCAGGUGUUUGUCGUUGUCUCUGAUUGGGAACCAUAUUUAGGUAGCCUGUUUUGUAUUGUGGUUCGUGGGUUAUUGUCUAUGUGAUGUUGCAUGUUAGCACUCAGUUUUGAUAGCGGUCACAUUCGUUUUGUUAUUUUGUUUGUUUGUUUAGUGUACUUCGUGUUUUUUCGUCAUUCAUUAAAAGUAUGUAUUCACACCA